CGUACCUUUUGGGAAACCUACACAAACCUGCCAAAUAACUCGGUUACUCAAUGAAAAAUCUGCUGGCGAAAAACGAAAGAAAUGCUUAGAGAUAAGCACGCAUUUGGUGGCGAAGAGUUCCUGGCCCGAAAUACAAGCGCGAGGAGGUCGAAGUCAACACACUCAGCCAGCACUCUCGAAUACGGGAAUUCCCAGUGGAUAAGCAAACUUGGAGGCCUUUUCCGUCAGAUGAACGAAACCAUAACAACUGCGAUUACGUAUACUGCUUAUUGUGUCAUUGGCACGCGGGAUGGUCAAACGAAUAAGCAGCUAGGAAAAAGUCCAUUAGACACCCAAAAGUGAAACUCGCACUGGGCGAGCUCCGUUUCACUUAACAUUCUUAUCACAUGUCAGCCAUAAUGCUUGUUUAUUUUUAGCGGUUCGCAAGAAACAGAUAUGAGAAUCGGGCAGAUAGUAGCCAUGUUUCCCAAGACGUAAGCCUCUCUUCAUUGCCUGCCGCUGAUUGCGCCCUGACACACUUUUGGGAGUCUCAAUCAACAAACAAUUGAACAUUUUUUAUCAAAAUCUCUGGGGAAUCGGGCCAGUCUCCAAUAAACAAAGGGGAAAAAUGUUUCGAUUGAUCCCCAUUGUCUGGCGCGAUUAAAGGGGUGCGGCCUUUAAAAUGGAACAUCAGAAGCAGGUUCUUACAAAGCCUUUUGGAUGUCGAGCUUUUUAUUUUGUAUUUGGUGUAUAAGCGACCGGCAAACAAGAUUUAAUGGCGUUAAAUCUGACUAAAAUCGUGGUUAUAAUCAAUUUAUUAACACUCUUAAAAGGCGUCACUCGUGACUUUUUGUCCCAUGUUUAGUUAUUAAAAAAUCAACCGUGAUUUUGGAAGCCUAUUAAAAGAUCUAUGCUCAGUUGACUGACUUACAUCAAAUAAUUAAGCGAUGUCAUAAUAAACUACUACCAACGGCAUAAACCAAAUUCGUUUUCAAAGUCUUUAUACCUCCAAAUAUUAAACAUGGAGGAUGAUUCAAAUUGGUAUCGUGCCGAGCUGGAUGGGAAAGAAGGCCUCAUACCCAGUAAUUACAUAGAAAUGAAGAAUCACGAUUGGUAUUAUGGACGUAUCACUCGUGCCGAUGCCGAAAAGUUACUGUCAAACAAGCACGAAGGUGCCUUUUUGAUACGCAUCAGCGAAUCCAGUCCCGGCGAUUUCUCCUUAUCAGUCAAAUGCCUCGAUGGUGUUCAGCAUUUCAAGGUUCUGCGCGACGCCCAAAGCAAAUUCUUUCUCUGGGUGGUCAAGUUCAACUCCCUCAACGAACUGGUCGAAUAUCAUCGGACGGCGAGCGUAUCCCGGUCGCAGGAAGUCAAAUUGCGUGAUAUGAUACCUGAAGAGAUGCUCGUGCAGGCGCUGUACGAUUUUGUGCCACAGGAAUCCGGGGAAUUGGACUUCAGACGCGGCGAUGUCAUCACCGUCACAGACCGCUCCGAUGAGAACUGGUGGAACGGCGAGAUCGGCAAUAGGAAAGGAAUCUUCCCAGCAACUUAUGUGACGCCAUAUCAUUCAUAAUAAGAUAACUUCUAAGGAGGGACGCCACCACACCCUCUUCCCUUCAUCGCAGAAAACACAACACUCCCCCUCAACGGUUAGGCAGCAUCAUCAGUAAUUGCAAAUAACAGCAAGAAGGCACUAAAAACGAUUGCAUUUUUUACGUUUUGACGUUUUUUGAUAAAACAAUACAUUACGAUACCAUUACGAAAUCGUUUCAUAGCAACUGAGUGACACUUAAAACUAGAUAUGUACAUUUAUUUGUGUAAACAUAGCAGCGGACGAAUAAAGAGCACUUGAUCCGAGUUUUCUCUGGCAUUUUGCUGUACAGAAAGCAAGCUCACAGCUUACACUUUGACCGCAGCUAUAGGCUUAUGCAAGUAUGUCUACAUACCAGAUGGCACUAUUAUUAUUGUAAACGAACGGAUUUUUGAUAUAAAUAUAUAAUUUAAGUUCGAUAAAGGAAUAUUUGUACUGUGCUUCGAAACGAGUGUUGAGAGUUGCCCUUAAUGUGCUCUUUAGUUUAUUUGAUGUUUGACGGAGUGCGUUUUAAGCGAAUAAACACCUAUUAUUAUGAUUAUAUGAUAACGAAUUACCAACCAACCUAAUGCUUAACACGUUUCAUAGAAAACAAAACAAAUUUACUAUAAAAACAAAACAUUUGCCUAAAUGUCUCAAAGCUGAAGACAAUUAAAACAAACUUAUAUUAUAUUAUGGUAAUUUCCUACUAUGUAAAUUAAAUUAAUUUUUGCAUCGCUGGUUACUUCAUGCAAACAUGCACGCAUCCAUAAUUAAAAAUGUAUCUCCAUAUAAACUAACGAUAUUAGGCCUCGGCUGCACAUGCAACGUUUGCGGCGGCGACUGCAAUUUAAUAAUAUGAAGUUCGGUCCUCGCACUUUGAAAUUUGAAAUUGUCAAUAAUUUAGCUGUUUGCUUCUUAUACUGUUUGCAAACCUUCUUCUGAUUACCAACACGAUUAUAGGCGAAAAAAACAAACGGAAGGAAACAUUUGUGACACGUGUAAAAAGUUUCAAACCGAUGCUAUAUCACAAUGUGCUAUAAAUUAUGACUACUAAUAUUUAGAUUGGUUCAGUGUGCUGUGUAAAACCUUUUUGUCAUCAGCAAAGCGAAAUAGUUGCACGUUCCAUCGUUUUCAACUACAUAGCUAUAUGCAUACACAAAUGUAAUGAGAGUUGCCAAUAUAAAGUAUUUUAAACAAUAACAAAACGCUAAAACGAAACAUUUUAAGCCUAUUUUUUUAUCUCUAUAUAUAUAUAUCGAAGCAAAUACAUUUAUACAUUUUCCUAAUAUCCACCAAACUAAGAAACACGACGACGAUGCCUCAAGGAAACAACACAUCAAAAAUAACUUUUGAUAGGCCAUAGUUUACAUAAGCCGCAAUUUAUAUUGGGCAGCAGCUGGACACACGACAGUUUUGUACUUUUUGAGCAUAUUUGCAGACGUUGGCGAACAUUUCUCGGCCCAGAACCAGUAGUUGCCGCAUAUUUAAACUUAAAUUCUAAUCGUAACAAUAAAGCAGGCAAAUGACAAGGUUUAGAUAAUAACUAAAAAGCAAAUACACAAAUGAAGCAUUGCAUACGGUAUGUUAAGUUGAGGACGUAGUUUAAGCAACAAACUGAUUUAUCUAAUAAACUAUGAUAUAUAAA
Molecule: messenger RNA, 3194 nt
Organism: Drosophila biarmipes
Lineage: Eukaryota; Metazoa; Arthropoda; Insecta; Diptera; Drosophilidae
Gene: drk
Product: growth factor receptor-bound protein 2
Exons: 5
Coding region: 1001-1549 (182 amino acids)
Molecular function (GO): protein binding
Source: RefSeq, a predicted model, not a curated record